This is a messenger RNA of Naumovozyma dairenensis CBS 421, 381 nucleotides long. RefSeq names its product F1F0 ATP synthase subunit g (gene ATP20). The record is from RefSeq and is a predicted model, not a curated record. Gene Ontology annotation, biological process: proton motive force-driven ATP synthesis. The transcript has a single exon. Gene Ontology annotation, molecular function: proton transmembrane transporter activity. The coding region runs from base 1 to 381 and encodes 126 amino acids. Lineage: Eukaryota; Fungi; Ascomycota; Saccharomycetes; Saccharomycetales; Saccharomycetaceae.
AUGUUGGGUAGAAUUCAAACUAUUGGCUCUCAAUUACUUUCUAAGGGUGAAGUAUUAAGCACAAAAUUCAUUGGCAAGACCAAUGCUUUGAUGCAAAAGUCCAUGUAUUAUGGUAAGGUGGGAGCUGAAUUGUCGAAGACUGUAUAUAAACAAGAAGGUUUCCAACCGCCAAAGAUUGGCGAAUUCAAGAAGGUUUAUUGUAACAUAUUUGAAAUGGGGAAACAUUAUAUGAACAAGCCACAAGCAUUCAUCGGUUUAGUGAAAGGGGCAGGUAAGAACGACUUAAUUAAAUUUGGUGCAUAUGGUGUACAACUUUUAGGAUUUUAUUCUGUGGGUGAAGUAAUAGGAAGAAGGAAAAUAGUUGGUUAUCGCACCACCUAA